AAUCAUCAUUCUUUACUGCAAGUAUAGGCAACGGUUUUAUAAAAAAAUUUUUUUGGAUUUCAUUUUUUUUAUGAGUCGCACCUUGUUUUGAAUUCCCGUUUUUUUCUGUUUUUCUGUUUUGUUUUGUUUGAUUGUUUCAAACAAAUGAUUGUUGUUUGUGAUUUUUUUCUGUUGUUUUGUUGUUUCAUUGAUUGAAAAAAAUAUUCAUAAUGUUUUCAAAUCAAAUUAAAUUUCUGAAUUUAUUCAUUUUAUUAUCAUCAUUGAUCAUAAUCGAUCAAUCAUGGUGUCAACAAUAUUCAGUUCCACCUGGUAUGACAAGAAUAAGAAAUAAACAUGCAUAUAUGGCUGAUAAAGGUUUAAUGGUACAAUUUGCUCAGGAUUGUAUCCAAAAACGUUAUUCAAAUUUACCAAAUUCAAGACCAUCAAGUCAUAGUAUGGAAACAUUAAUCGAUUAUAUUGAACGUUUAGAAGAUUGGCUUUCAAAUACAACCGAUCCAAUAUUGUCGAAAUUUAAAAAUCCUGAUGAUAUUGCUCGAUUAAUUUUACAUAGAUUUCAUUUGGAUGAUAUUGAUUUUGGUGAAUUUGAAUAUUCACCAAAUGUUCAAAAACGUUCAGAAAUUGAUACAAAAAUUCUUGGUACUAGUAAUCUAGUUGAAAUGGAUUAUUAUUUUCCUGAUUCAAUUUAUAAUCAAGAAGAACUUUGUACAAUGUUGUAUAUGUUUUCACAUAUUUUUCUUAACACUACCAAUAAUGGACAAAUGAACAAUCGUUAUCGUAGAGGUGUAUAUGUUUUUAAUCAACAGAAUGAUAAUAGUGUAAUGACUGGAAAUAAUUUUGCACAAAACAAUCAAUAUCCAAUACAGGAAAAAGGUGUCGUAACAUUUCGACAAAACAUUAAUGAAGCAAUAGCACCAGCAAAAGUAUUGAUCGGUAUUUUAUCUGGUCUAACGAAAAAUCCAGUUACCAAUGGCAAAGAUAUUGCACCGUCAUUAACUGUUGAUGUUUCAUUCAUUGAUCCUUUUCUUGCUACCACUUUAGCUAAUAUGCCCGGUACAGCCGUAUUUUAUCAAUCACAAACAAAUCAAAAAUUUGAUGAAAAACUUAUUUUCGGUGUUAACGGUGAAUGGAUAGAUGGAACCUGUUGUAAACAUUAUGCUAUUAAAGAUUCAAUUGCUUCAUUGGAAAAAUUACGAUUCUCGAAUCGUGGUUCAUUGGCACAAGUUCGUGGUGCACUUGAUGGCUAUGUUAUUGGAAAACAUUUACGAAAAUUUGAUUCAACUAGAAUGAGAUUAAGUAAUAUACUUCGAUCUUAUUAUUCGGUUCCACAUUCAAGAAGUGGUAAAAAUCAAGAUCUUGGCAUUAGCUAUUGUGAUCGUGGUAAUGAAAAACCACAACAAAAUGAUUUAAGCAAUGAAAUCAAUACUUAUAGUAUAAUUUAUUCAGCAUUACAAGACAUGCAAGAAAUGAAUGUUCAAGCCAAUUCAUUUGCAAGUGUUUUGGAUAAAGCAUCACAAACACAAACGGAUAUUUGUCGUACAAGACCAACAACUUUAGAUCAAAAUGCACCUUGUGAAACACCAUCAGAUUUAAUUUUUGUUAUCGAUCCUAAACAAGAAAAUUUCAAUAAAACUGCUCUGAUUGUUGAUGAUAUUGUAACGAAAAUCAAUAAAAUUGGUCGAUAUGCUGGUACAGUUUCAGUUUUUGUUAAUUCAAAUAGUAAUAAAAAUUUGGUUCAAUUACCAUCCGGUCCUGGUGGUUGGCCAUUAUCGGCAUUGAUAUUCAAUUCAACAAAUAUUGGUCUUGUAUCCUGUUCAUUUCGUCAAGAUAAUUUAAUGUUUUCUGCUCAAAAUAGUUUUGGAAAAUUUUUCAAAGAAUUAAAUCAAACUAUUUCCAAUUAUCGAUAUUGGAAUGGUAAACGAAAAUCAUUAAAUGAUCAAGCAUCAAUCAAUGUUAUUAUUAUUGAUUAUGAUACACUUAAAUUACCAACUGAUUCAAAAGAAUUGGAUGAUUAUAAUUGGUAUAAAGAUUCACUUAAAUAUGAUAAUCGUGAUGUUCGUUAUUUAGUCAUUUCAAAUGAUCAGAAAAAUUUCAUUGAUAUUCUUAAUGAUAAAACAAAAGAUAUGGUCGGCCCAACACAAACACAAAUUGGUAUGAAUUUUGAUAAAAGUAUUUGUGAAAAUCCAGCACAAAUUAUCUAUGAUAAAUGCUAUGAAAAACCAUCACAAAAUUCAAUAAUGGAAAAAUAUAUUAGUCCUGGUUAUAAACAACAAUGGGCAAUGUAUCCAGAAUAUUUUCUCAAAAGUUAUGAUAUUGAAUUUAAGGUUCGUGCUGUUGAUGGUGCAAUUAGAUAUUGUUUUGAUCGUGAAUUUCCACCACGUGAACGUAAUGAAUAUUGUAAAGAUUUAGCAGCCGGAUCUGAAGAAACAAUUCGAUGGAGUAAUCCAUGUAAAGAUCGAAAUGUACGAUCGUGUGAUCCAUUUUAUUUUACUUUAUGGGGUAAAGAACGAUCAUCAUCAUUACCGUGUAAAGAAAUUGCCUGCCAAUCAAUGGAUCAAAUUAAAUUUCAAAUCAUACAUACUGGUAUUUCAUGCAGUUCAUCAAUGAAAUUGGUUUCAAUGUUUUUAUUACAAAUUGUCUGCCUUUUAUUUGUUUAUCAAAGAUUUAAUAAUUUUGCCUGAAAUUUUUCAUUCAUUCAUUCAUAAAUAAUCUUUUCAACA
Messenger RNA from Dermatophagoides pteronyssinus (European house dust mite), 2717 nucleotides. RefSeq lists its product as uncharacterized. The record is from RefSeq and is a predicted model, not a curated record. NCBI's taxonomy places the organism in Eukaryota, Metazoa, Arthropoda, Arachnida, Sarcoptiformes, Pyroglyphidae.